AUGAUAUGUAGUAGGCUAUCAGAGGUUCUUCCUAAAUUAGUCAGUCCGAAUCAAGGUGCUUUUAUUAAAGGGAGAUUACUAGCUCAUAAUAUUCUAAUUUUUCAAGACUUGAUCAAGAAUUACAAUAGGAGGAAUGCUUCCCCGAGGUGUGCUUUGAAGAUCAAUCUUAGCAAAGCCUAUGAUACGGUGGACUGGUGUUUUUUGGAGGGACUGCUGAUCAGUAUGCGAUUUCCUACCCGGUUCAUUUCUUGGGUGAUGGUGUGUCUUCGUGGCACUUCUUAUGUACUUAUGAUGAAUGGGAGAUUGCAGGGGGGAUUUCAAGGUGUUAAGGGUCUACGUCAAGGAGACCCUAUCUCCCCAUUACUGUUUGUCCUGGUAAUGGAAUAUCUCACUCGGUUACUUCAGCUAGGAGCUACUCAGUAUAAUUUCAAGUUCCAUCCUCUGUGUAAAAGCCUUAAGAUAAUUAACCUCUGCUUUGCUGAUGAUUUAAUUAUCUUCUGUAAAGCUAAUAGAGACUCAAUUCAAUGUGUUAAAAAUAUUUUUGAGGACUUCUAUAGUAGUACAGGGCUGAAGGCUAAUCACAGCAAAUCACAUGUCUAUUUUGGAGGUGUUCCGAAUAUAGAGAAGGGUCAUUUGCUUCAGGUUUUGCAUAUAAAAGAGGGAACAUUUCCUCUUAAUUAUCUUGGGGUUCCUAUGAGGCCAACAAAAUGGAAAGCGGCAGAUUGUGAUGUGAUCCUAAAAAAUAUUAAGCUUAGGUUUCACACAUGGGCUAGUAGGCACCUCUCUUAUGCAGGGAGGACCCAACUCAUUACUUCUGUCCUUUUGGGUUUGCGUAACUAUUGGAUGAAUAUCUUCAUGCUCCCACAAAGUGUAGUUAAGGAGGUUGAUAAACUUUGUAUGUGGUUCCUGUGGGGUAACAAUGGAACCCGAAGUAACUUCCAUCGUUCUUCUUGGUCCAAAGUCAGCUUGCCAAAAGCUUAUGGGGGUUUGGGUUUUGGUGAAGGAGCAAAAUGGAACAAGGCUAUGCUUGCUAAGUAUAUUUGGGCAAUAAGUCAUCAACCAGAGGCGAUGUGGGUGAAGUGGAUAAAUGUUGUCUAUUUAAGAGGCCAAAGUUUCUGGAAGUAUCAACUCAAGGCCGAUUCUAGUUGGUAUUGGCGUAAGCUGUGUCAUAUCCACGAUGCCUUUACUAAAAUGGACAUAGAUGCUGCUGCCAGUCAAGGGACAUUCAAGAUUGGGUAUGCUGGCUCUCAGCUACGCUCAUCACUGAGCCAAGGUGGUGAGCAAUCAUGUGGGGUGGAUUACAGCUAUCUGGGGGAGGCUUUCGAUGAGCUUAUGCAACACUGUACUGAGCAAGAACAAGUCGAGGACCAGAUUGUGUCCACCAAACAGGUUCCGGUUGUCCAAGAACCUGCUUUCUCUGUUGUUGAACAAGACAACCCUCCUGCUCUUGAGGAUUCUACUCUGCCCUUCAGUCUGAAUACUUCAGCUGACACUUUUGUUCCUACCAACCAACCUCAAGACUUGCUUGCUGCCCAGCCUCCAGACCAACCAACCAACCAGCUUCAAGACCAACUAACUCCCUAA
This is a messenger RNA of Humulus lupulus (European hop), 1584 nucleotides long. RefSeq lists its product as uncharacterized. The record is from RefSeq and is a predicted model, not a curated record. The transcript has 3 exons. Bases 1 to 1584 code for a protein of 527 amino acids. NCBI's taxonomy places the organism in Eukaryota, Viridiplantae, Streptophyta, Magnoliopsida, Rosales, Cannabaceae.